Panicum virgatum (switchgrass) is the source of this 2758-nucleotide messenger RNA. RefSeq names its product subtilisin-like protease SBT5.3. The transcript has 7 exons. Gene Ontology annotation, molecular function: serine-type endopeptidase activity. Bases 1 to 2466 code for a protein of 821 amino acids. Gene Ontology annotation, biological process: proteolysis. Lineage: Eukaryota; Viridiplantae; Streptophyta; Magnoliopsida; Poales; Poaceae. The record is from RefSeq and is a predicted model, not a curated record.
AUGGAGGCCAGCGGAUCCACGCGCCCCGCCGCCGUGCUCCUCGUCCUGCUGUGCUCGCAGCUGCUGGCGGCGGCGGCGGCGCUCGCGGCGGCUACAGGCGGCGGCUCAGGGAAGAAGGCGGCGGCGGCGGCGGCCUACGUUGUGUACCUCGGCGGGCACCCGCGGCGCGACGGCGUGCUGUCGGCGGAGGAGGCGUCCCGGAGGGCCGCCGACGCGCACCGCAACCUCCUCGCCGCCGUCCUGGGGGACAGGGAGAAGGCGCGCGAGGCCAUCUUCUACUCGUACACCAAGCACAUCAACGGCUUCGCCGCCACCCUCGAUCCCGGCGACGCCGCCGAGGUUGCGAAGUACCCCGGAGUGGUGUCGGUGUUCCCGAACCGGGGCCGCAAGCUGCAGACGACGAGGUCGUGGCAGUUCCUGAGGCUCGAGAGGGACGGCGACGUCCCGCCGUGGUCGGCCUGGGCCACGGCCAGGUACGGCGAGGACACCAUCAUCGGGAACCUCGACUCCGGCGUCUGGCCCGAGUCCAAGAGCUUCGGCGAGGGCGAAAUGGGCCCGAUCCCCGACGACUGGAAGGGCAUCUGCCAGAACGAGCACGACGCCACCUUCCAUUGCAACAGGUCGGUUCACCUCACAGAUUUUUGCAGUCAGAUCAACAGCAGAUUUUUGGUAGUUGAUCCAACUGUGGUGUCACCAUGCAGCAAGCUCAUCGGCGCGCGCUACUUCAACAAGGGGUACGAGGCGGCGGCGGGGAAGCCCGUGGACGACGCGCUGAAGACGCCGCGGGACGAGAACGGGCACGGCACGCACACCCUGUCGACGGCGGGGGGCGCGGCGGUGCGCGGCGCGGCAGCGUUCGGGUACGGCGGCGGCACGGCGCGCGGCGGCGCCCCGCGCGCGCGCGUGGCGGCCUACCGCAUCUGCUUCCGCCCCAUCAACGGCAGCGAGUGCUUCGACGCCGACGUCCUCGCGGGCUUCGAGGCCGCCAUCGCCGACGGCGUGCACGUCAUCUCGGCCUCCGUCGGCGGCGACGCCACCGACUACCUCGACGACGCCGUCGCCAUCGGCUCGCUCCACGCCGUCAAGGCCGGCGUCACCGUCGUCUGCUCCGCCAGCAACUCCGGCCCGGACCCCGGCACCGUCACCAACGUCGCGCCGUGGAUCCUCACCGUCGCCGCCAGCUCCACCGACAGGGAGUUCCCGGCCUUCGCCGUCUUCAACCGCACGAGGAUCCAGGGCCGGAGCCUCUCGGAGAGGUGGCUGCACGGGAAAGGCUUCUACAUCAUCAUCAAUGGCGCUGAGGCCACAGCUCCUGGCAGCACGCAGAAAGACGCGCAGGCAUGCUUGCUGGGGUCGCUGGACCCGGAGAAGACCAAGGGGAAGAUCGUGGUGUGCGUGAGAGGGGCCAUCACGAGGGUGGAGAAGGGCGAGGCCGUGCGCCGCGCCGGCGGCGCCGCCAUGAUCCUCGUCAACGACGAGGUCUCCGGGAACGACCUCCACGCCGACCCGCACGUGCUCCCGGCGGUGCACAUCUCGUACGCCGACGGGCUCACGCUCUCGGACUACAUCAAGAACAGCAAGGUCCCGUCCGGCUUCGUCAUCAAGGGGAAGACGAUCAUCGGCAUCAGGCCGGCGCCGGUCAUGGCGGAUUUCUCGUCUCAGGGGCCGAACAUAGUGAACCCCGAGAUCCUCAAGCCGGACGUCACGGCGCCGGGGGUGAGCGUGAUCGCCGCCUGGACCGGCGCGGCGGCGCCCACGGACCGGCCCUACGACCUGCGCCGCGUGCCGUUCAACGUCCUGUCCGGCACGUCCAUGUCGUGCCCGCACGUGUCCGGCGUCGCCGGCCUGAUCAAGACCCUGCACCGCGACUGGAGCCCCGCCGCCAUCAAGUCGGCCAUCAUGACUAGCGCCACGGAUCUGGACGCCGAACGGAACCCGAUCAAGAACUCGUCCCACGCGGCGGCGACGCCGUUCAGCUACGGCGCCGGGCACGUGUACCCGAACCGGGCGGUGGACCCGGGGCUCGUCUACGACAUGUCCAUCGUCGACUACCUCGACUUCCUCUGCGCGCUCGGGUACAACGCGACGGCCAUGGAGACCUUCAACAGGGGCUCGUUCGUGUGCCCCACCGCCGCCAUGAGACUCCAGGACCUCAACUACCCGUCCAUCACCGCGCACGGCCUCCACGCCGGCACCACCACGGUGGUGCGGCGCAGGGUCAAGAACGUCGGCGUGCCGGGGACGUACACGGCCACCGUCGUCAGGGAGCCGGAAGGAGUGCGCGUGGCGGUGACGCCGCCGAUGCUGGUGUUCAGGGGAGCCGGCGAGGAAAAGGAGUUCGCCGUGAGCUUCACGGUCGGGAACCCUGCCCCGGUCACGGGCUACACGUUUGGCGCCAUGGUCUGGUCUGAUGGGAGCCAUCAGGUGAGAAGUCCGCUGGUUGUGAAGAUCAUGGGGAACGAAUGACCUGGACAUUUUAUCACUUGGUAGAUUGAACUAGGAAUCUAGCUAGUGGAGAGAAAGCAGAAGGUAGGUAGCGGCUUUGAGCACUAGGACAGGAUAAAAUGUGGCAUGGAUUUGAAUUUAACCACUGGUUGAAUAACACAGCGCAAAAGAUUUGAAUUGAUCCAGUGUGUGUUACUAGGUCCAACUUAUGUCAUUGGUUGAGAAUCUGCAGUGUGUGUUACUAGGUCCAACUUAUGUCAUUGGCUGAGAAUCAGAUUCUUGGAAUUUGUUUCACGAGUUUUUUCUCCUUGAA